AGCUCAAUAAACAGGACUAUUCAUUAAUUCUCAUAAUUUCUUCUCUGAUAUAUAUUUUCUCUUGCUCUGCUUCUAUAUUCUCUGUUCAGCUGAAGGGUAUAUUAGCAACUUGUGUUCUCGGCGUUAACUUGGCUUCUGUUCGAUCCAGAAAUAAUGGCGACAAUCGAUCCAAAUCCCAACAACUCAGCUUCCAUAGGAGAUGGUCUGGUCUCUGUGGAGAACCCAAAGUCCCAACUUGUUGAAUCAUUUGGAAAAAAUUAUCCUCCUGAUUUUCUCAAAAAGGUGGUGGCAGAGGUCAUAGCUACCUAUUUGUUAGUAUUUGUGACAUGUGGUGCCGCUGCAAUUAGUACAAGUGAUGAACGAAGAAUCUCAAAACUAGGAGCCUCAGUAGCAGGAGGGCUUAUAGUGACAGUGAUGAUCUAUGCAGUGGGACAUGUCUCUGGUGCUCACAUGAACCCUGCAGUGACUACAGCUUUUGCAGCUUUUAGACAUUUUCCAUGGAAGCAGGUACCAUUUUAUGCAGCAGCUCAACUAACAGGAGCAAUUUCUGCUUCAUUUACAUUGAGAGUGCUCCUUCACCCUAUAAAACAAGUUGGAACCACUUCACCUUCUGGGUCAGAUCUUCAAGCUCUCAUCAUGGAAAUUGUAGUAACAUUUUCUAUGAUGUUUGUAACUUCAGCUGUGGCAACUGAUACAAAGGCUAUAGGAGAGUUGGCAGGUGUAGCAGUUGGUUCUGCAGUGUGUAUAACAUCCAUCUUGGCCGGCCCAGUAUCAGGCGGAUCUAUGAACCCAGCAAGGUCGCUAGGGCCAGCAAUUGCUAGCGCAUACUACAAGGGGAUAUGGGUCUACAUUAUUGGACCAGUGGUGGGAACACUGCUUGGAGCAUGUUCUUACAACCUGAUUCGAGUGACUGAUCAGCCAAUCCAAGCAAUUUCUUAUUCACUCAAACUUCGCAGAAUCAGAAGCAAUGACGAGCAGGCUCACGACAAAGACCCCUUUGAUGCUCUUUGAAGUUUCUAAGGGCUACCAUUAUAAUAUCACAGGGAAUAGAAAGCAUGAUGUAACAAGUAAGUAUGCUUCAUUUUUGUGGAGCUCACUUGUAGUAUCUUUACAAAAACCAAGCUUGUGUGCCUGUAAUAUAUUAUAUGAUGUGUAGUAGAUGUAAAAACAGAUUGCCUGUGAGGCACCACUAUCAUAUCUACCUAAUAUCAGUCACGCUUGUUUAUGAUA
Messenger RNA from Hevea brasiliensis (rubber tree), 1230 nucleotides. RefSeq names its product aquaporin NIP2-1. Bases 154 to 1011 code for a protein of 285 amino acids. NCBI's taxonomy places the organism in Eukaryota, Viridiplantae, Streptophyta, Magnoliopsida, Malpighiales, Euphorbiaceae. Gene Ontology annotation, molecular function: channel activity. The transcript is spliced from 6 exons. Gene Ontology annotation, cellular component: membrane. Gene Ontology annotation, biological process: transmembrane transport. The record is from RefSeq and is a predicted model, not a curated record.